AAUUACAUAGACUUGUAAUUGUAUUGAUAAAAUGUCGGACCGAUGAAUACACAAAGAAGCGUACAACCGACAUGAAUGAAGAUCAAUUACCAGUUGCUUAUAUUUUUCUGCUUUAACGUGGUUGCAGAUAGUAUCUCAUGGACUCUUUUAAAUAAGCCAGCAAUAUUUGGCAACAAAGUUAGUCUGAAAUGUCAUCUCACAUCAGCGUCUUUAUGUUGCGACAGUUUUGCACGUAAGUGGUCUGCUGGAAAAACAUUUGAUUUAAUCAUACUGAAUGGAGUUUCAUCAAAUAAAACCAAGUAUACGGAAAUAGUGGAACAUAAAUAUAAUAUUUCUACCCUUAUCAUAACUGACUUCAAUGAAAAGGACGUCAAUAUACCAUACGAAUGUACAUAUGGAUUUGAAACGUUCAGCAAAAUCUUAGAACUGACACCAGCAAAUUUCGAAUUUCAUCCUGUUGAACAAAUUCCUGUUGAAAUAGAUGUUGACGAAAACCACAGUGCUGUUUCUAAUAUCACAUUCAAAACUAUUUAUCCUGCUCCAGUUUGUUCAGCACUAGAAGAUGUAAAUAAUAUAUCCAGCAAACUAUUUGUAAAAACAGAUAAAAAAGGAAUGUUUUUCACAUCAAACAUCUUGUUAGUAUAUGACGUGAGCAACAGCUGUUAUAGUAGUAGAAUCAUCUUAGUACAAUGUAUUAUUGGCAGAACAACUUUGACAAUUGUAAACAGUACAAUAUCAUGUUCACAAGCACCACCGACUGGGCUGAUUUGGAAGCCCUUAUUGCUUUCGGUUGUAGUAUGUUUAUCAGUAAUUUUGAUUGCGACAACUUUAAUCUACUACUAUCGAAUAAAAUGGAAAUGUUUGAAGUAUUGUCGGCAUACAACAGAACAAAAAGAAUCAAAUAUCGCCAUGAUUAACCGAGUACCUGGUACAGAAUGACAAUUGUGUUUUAUAACCAAAACAUUCCUAAACUAAUGUUUACUUAAAUGUUUUAUGGUAGGGAAACAAUUCUGCCUCACCAACCUACUCCGAUUCUAGCAGUUAUAUUGCAUAAAAGUAAGCCUUGUGCAGUAUAUUUGUCAGAGAUACAAUGCACCAGCGUAGAUAUAUUUAAAAGAAACCGUGAACCCAGAGGGUGUAUCGUAUCUUUUUACGAACUACCGUUAUCCAUUGUGUUUCGUACUUACUAUUCUACGUUAUGACGAAUUUUUCUAAUUACAUUUCUUUUCAUAUUUAAACCCUAUAGGUUCUAGUGAACUCUAAGAAUCACGUGUUUCUAUAGAAUUGUGUAUCAACACCACUCUUUGUUAGAAGGUUUUUUGACAAAGAUGCAUACAAAAUCGGACGAAUUUACAGUAUAAUUAAGAAAUAAAACGUUUAUCAGUGACAAAAUAAAGUACAGUAGACUUUU
Molecule: messenger RNA, 1411 nt
Organism: Mytilus californianus (California mussel)
Lineage: Eukaryota; Metazoa; Mollusca; Bivalvia; Mytilida; Mytilidae
Exons: 7
Coding region: 76-939 (287 amino acids)
Source: RefSeq, a predicted model, not a curated record